This is a messenger RNA of Striga hermonthica, 1473 nucleotides long. The record is from the annotation of a GenBank genome assembly. NCBI's taxonomy places the organism in Eukaryota, Viridiplantae, Streptophyta, Magnoliopsida, Lamiales, Orobanchaceae.
AUGGCUACUUCUAAACUCUUUCAAUCUCUCCACCUCACAUUCUUCUUCCUCUUCUUCUUCUCUAACUCCGGCAACGUGAACGCAAGCCACAAUUACCGUGAUGCCCUUGCGAAAUCGAUUCUAUUCUUCCAAGGCCAGAGGUCCGGUCGCCUCCCCCCGCAAGAGAUCACUUGGAGAGCUAAUUCAGGACUUUCAGACGGCCGCUCGGCAGGCGUGGACUUGACGGGAGGGUACUACGACGCGGGCGACAACUUGAAGUUCAACUUCCCGAUGGCUUUCACCACAACGAUGCUCUCGUGGGGCGCGAUUGAGUAUGGGAAGAAGCUGGGCCCACAGCUGCAGAGCACGCGGGCCGCGAUCCGGUGGGGCACGGACUAUCUGCUCAAGUGCGCGCGUGCGACUCCCGGCAGGCUUUACGUUGGGGUCGGGGACCCGGGCUCGGACCAUGCUUGCUGGGAGAGGCCAGAAGACAUGGACACAGACAGGACACCGUAUUACGUGUCCGCCGCCAACCCGGGAUCUGACGUGGCCGGUGAGACGGCGGCUGCCCUGGCGGCAGCCUCAAUUGUCUUCCGAAAAACGGACCCAACUUACAGUAAGCUGCUUUUGAGUACCGCGCAGGAUGUGAUGCGGUUCGCAAUAAGCCACCAGGGUUCGUACAGCGAUUCGCUAAGUUCGAAAGUGUGCCCGUACUAUUGCUCCUACUCGGGUUACAAGGACGAGCUGUUGUGGGGGGCAGCGUGGCUGUUCCGGGCUACUAAUCAGGUUUACUAUCUGAAUUUUAUUGCGUCGUUAGGAGCUAGUGAUUCGCCGGACAUUUUCAGCUGGGACAACAAAUAUGCAGGUGCAUAUGUUCUUCUAUCAAGGCGAAGUCUGGUGAACAACGACCGUAACUUUCAGGCGUUUAGGCAACGAGCCGAAGACUUCGUGUGCAGAAUAUUGCCCAACACUUACUCCUCAUCCUCGAGCACGCAGUACACGCCAGGAGGUUUGAUGUAUAAAAUGGAGCAAAGCAAUCUUCAGUACGUGACGUCAAUAACAUUCUUGCUGACAACAUACGCAAAGUACAUGGCGACCUCAAACUAUAUUUUCAAAUGUGGAAAUAUACCAAUCACCUCCAAGACUCUACGUAGCCUAGCUAGAAAACAGGUGGACUACAUAUUAGGAGACAACCCGAUGAAAAUGUCGUAUAUGGUCGAUUACGGCACAGAUUAUCCGAAAAGGAUCCACCACAGAGGAUCCUCUGUGCCCUCGGUUAGUGUCCAUCAUCAGUCGUACGGAUGUGAUGGCGGGAAACCCUUUUUCUUCACACCGAAUCCCAACCCCAACACGUUGACCGGUGCAAUUGUUGGAGGUCCUAACCGGAAUGAUUUUUUUGCUGACGAGAGAACAGAUUACAGUCAUUCGGAGCCCGCCACUUAUGUCAAUGCUGCUAUAGUUGGACCCCUGGCUUACUUUGCUGGGGAUAACUGA